UUCAAUUCAGACAAUAGUUCAAAAUGCGUUUCUCUUUCACUGCUGCUAUUAUCGGUGUUGCUAGUUUCGCUGCCUCUGUCUCUGCUGACUUCUACAACCGUCUUGACUUGAACCAAAGUGUCUUUUUAUUCGUUGACCACCAAACAGGUCUUUUCAACUUGGUCCAAGACUACAACCCUGAUACUUACCUCAACAAUGUAAUGGGUCUCGCUGAAACUGCCAAAUACUUUGACGUCCCUACUAUCCUCACCACUUCUCGUGAAGAUGGUCCUAACGGUCCCAUGCUUCCUGAACUCAAGGCUCUGUUCCCUGAUGCUCCUUACAUUGCCCGUCCUGGUCAAAUCAACGCUUGGGAUGAUGAAGAUUUCGUCAAGGCUAUCAAGAAGAUCGGUAGAAAGCAAUUGAUUAUUUCAGGUAUUGUCACUGAUGUUUGUGUCACCUUUGUUUCUCUUUCUGCAAAGAAGGCUGGUUAUGAAGUUUUUGUGGUCACUGAUGCCUCUGGUACUUUCUCUGAAGCUGUUCGUGAUGCUUCUUGGUUGAGAAUGCAACAAGGAGGUAUUCAACUCAUGAACUGGUUUGGUGUUGCUUGUGAAUUGGGCCGUGACUGGCGUAGAGACAUUGAAGGUAUGGCUGCUUUGUUUGCUAAGCGUUUGCCUAGCUAUGCUCAUGUCAUGGACUCUUUCAACGGUGCUCAAGCUGUUCUCAAGUCUCAGUAAGUUCAAGGUUAAGCUUUUUUGCCUUCAAAAAAAAAAAGAAGGCCGUAGUUAUAGCAUACACAGUAUUUAAUAAAGAAUCAUUUACUGCUUUAA
Gilbertella persicaria is the source of this 809-nucleotide messenger RNA. RefSeq names its product nicotinamidase-like amidase. The record is from RefSeq and is a predicted model, not a curated record. The coding region runs from base 24 to 716 and encodes 230 amino acids. Lineage: Eukaryota; Fungi; Mucoromycota; Mucoromycetes; Mucorales; Choanephoraceae. The transcript has a single exon.